Galeopterus variegatus (Sunda flying lemur) is the source of this 3525-nucleotide messenger RNA. Its product is annotated as zinc finger protein 613-like. The transcript has 4 exons. The record is from RefSeq and is a predicted model, not a curated record. Lineage: Eukaryota; Metazoa; Chordata; Mammalia; Dermoptera; Cynocephalidae. Gene Ontology annotation, biological process: regulation of transcription by RNA polymerase II. Gene Ontology annotation, molecular function: RNA polymerase II cis-regulatory region sequence-specific DNA binding; DNA-binding transcription factor activity.
GUGAUGUUGGAGAACUACAGCAACCUGGUGUCAGUGGGGUAUCAAGCCAGCAAGCCAGAUGCAGUCACCAGGUUGCAACGAGGAGAACCGUGGACAAUAGAAGAUGAAAUCCAUAGUCGAAUCUAUCUAGAAAUCAAGAACAUUGAUGGUCAUCUACAGAUACGUUCACAAAACCAAAGAUGUGUGAAGAGAGUGGAACAAUGCCAUGAACAUAAUGCAUUUGGAAGCAUCAUUCAUCAGAGGAAAAGUAAUUUUCCUUUAAGGCAAAAUCAUGACAUAUUUGACUUACAUGGGAAAACACUGAAAUCAAAUUUAAGUUUAGUACACCAGAACAGAAGCUAUGAGGUCAAUAAUCCUAUUGAGGUUAGUAAAGCUGGGAAAUCCUUCCUCCGUGCCAAGCAUGAACUAUUUGAUACUAAAAUGAAAUUCCCUCAAUGUCAAAAUUCUAUGAAUACAGAUUCACAAUUCAUUAAGCAUCAUGGAACUCAAAAGAUAGAUAAACCCCAUGUAUGCACCGAAUGUGGGAAGACCUUCCUCAAGAAGUCUUGCCUCAUCAGCCAUCAGAGAAUUCAUACAGGAGAGAAACCUCAUGGAUGUGGCAAAGCCUUCUCCAGAAAGUCCAGGCUCACUGAACAUCAGAAAACUCAUGUAGUAGAAAAAUGGUAUGAAUGCACUGAAUGUGACAGAGCAUUCUGCUCGAAAUCACAGCUCAAUGCACAUCAGAGAAUUCAUACAGGAGAGAAACCCUAUGUAUGCUGUGAUUGUGGAAAAGGCUUCAUCAAGAAGUCUCGGCUCAUUAUUCAUCAGAGAGUUCAUACAGGAGAGAAACCUCAUGGAUAAAAAUGGUAUGAAUGCACUGAAUGUGACAGAGCAUUCUGCUGGAAAUCACAGCUCAAUGCACAUCAGAAAAUUCAUACAGGAGAGAAACCCUUUGUAUGCAGUGAUUGUGGAAAAGGCUUCAUCAAGAAGUCUCGGCUCAUUAUUCAUCAGAGAGUUCAUACAGGAGAGAAACCUCAUGGAUGCAGUCUGUGUGAGAAAGCAUUCUCCAGAAAAUUCAGGCUUGUUGAACAUCAGAGAACUCAUACAGGAGAGAAACCCUAUGAAUGCACUGAAUGUGGCAUAGCCUUCAGCUGGAAAUCACAGCUCAAUGCACAUCAGAAAAUUCAUACAGGAGAGAAACCCUUUGUAUGCGGUGAUUGUGGAAAAGGCUUCAUCAAGAAGUCUCAGCUCAUUAAUCAUCAGAGAGUUCAUAAAGGAGAGAAACCUCAUGGAUGCAGUAUAUGUGGCAAAGCCUUCUCUAGAAAGUCCAGGCUCACUGAACAUCAGAAAACGCAUGUAGGAAAAAAACAGUAUGAAUGCACUGAAUGUGACAUAGCAUUCCGCUGGAAAUCCCAGCUCAAUGCACAUCAGAAAAUUCAUACAGGAGAGAAACCCUUUGUAUGCAGUGAUUGUGGAAAAGGCUUCAUCAAGAAGUCUCGGCUCAUUAUUCAUCAGAGAGUUCAUACAGGAGAGAAACCUCAUGGAUGCAGUCUGUGUGAGAAAGCAUUCUCCACAAAGUUCAGGCUCGUUGAACAUCAGAGAACUCAUACAGGAGAGAAACCCUAUGAAUGCACUGAAUGUGACAUAGCAUUCCGCUGGAAAUCCCAGCUCAAUGCACAUCAGAAAAUUCAUACAGGAGAGAAACCCUUUGUAUGCAGUGAUUGUGGAAAAGGCUUCAUCAAGAAGUCUCAGCUUAUUAAUCAUCAGAGAGUUCAUAAAGGAGAGAAAACUCAUGGAUGCAGUAUAUGUGGCAAAGCCUUCUCCAGAAAGUCCAGGCUCACUGAACAUCAGAAAACUCAUGUAGGAGAAAAACAGUAUGAAUGCACUGAAUGUGACAAAGCAUUCUGCUGGAAAUCACAGCUCAAUGCACAUCAGAAAACUCAUACAGGAGAGAAAUCAUAUAUAUGCAGUGAUUGUGGAAAAGGUUUCAUUCAGAAAAGCAAUCUCAUUGUACAUCAGCGAAUUCAUACUGGAGAGAAGCCUUAUAUAUGCAGUGAAUGUGGAAAAGGCUUCAUUCAGAAGGGCAAUCUCCUUAUACAUCAACGUACUCAUACUGGAGAGAAACCCUAUGUAUGCAAUGAAUGUGGGAAAGGCUUCAGCCAGAAGACAUGCUUAACAUCACAUCAGCGAUUUCACACAGGAGAGAAACCCUAUAAGUGCAGUGACUGUGGGAAAGCUUUCAGAGAUAAGUCAUGCCUUAAUAGACAUCGGAGAGCUAACAGAGAAAAAAGACCAUAUGGAUGCUCCGAUUGUGGGAAAGUUUUCUCCCACUUGUCAUGCCUUGUUUAUCAUAAGAGAAUGCUGCAUGCGAGAGAGAAACAUGUAGGUUCAGUUAAGUUGGAAAAUACUUUCUCAAAGAGUCACAGCUCAUCACAUAAAAGUAAUCUCAUACAGGAGAAAAAUCCUGUUAACAUGGUGACUAUGCAGAUGCCUUCUGUGGUAGCUCAGACUUCAUUAAACAACAAUGAAUUGCAAGCAGAUAGGAAUGUAGCCAUUGUGGGACAGCCAGUGGCCAUAUGUUCAUCCUCAGCAUAUAAUAGAAUUUGCACAGAAGAGAAACCUAAUUAAUGCAGUGAAUGUGGUAGUGCUGUCAGUGAUCAAUUACGUCAUAUUUUAUGUCACAAAAAUGACACAGGAAUAAACUGUGAUGCAUUCAAGGUGGAAAACCCUUGAGUAAAACCUACCUGAUUAUAUGGCUGAUAAGUGUAUACUGAGAGUAAAAUAGUAUGAAUACAGAGACUGGAAAGGUCUUUUGUAGAAAGAUCCUAUCAUCAGUGAUCUUAGGUCACAGAUCUUCAAUGAACUCAUAGUUGGUAGAAAUAAAAUAAUUAUGUAGAAGUCCUUGGCCAAAUAAGACCUCAGUAGGUGUCAGAGAGUUCAUGCAGGAGAGAAACUGUUGGGAGACAUUUGAAGGCAUGGAAUGUGGCAGGGUUGCCAGUGGUACAUCCUCCCCCAUCAACUGUCAGAAGAAAUAUAGAAAUAAAACUAUGACCAAUAACUGGAAUAUCUUCAGCAAAAUAUCAGUGAACAUAUGAAGCAAAUAAGCCCUGUGAGAGUGAAGAAUAUUUUAGCGAUCUUUAUCACAAGUCUGACAUCAUUAUAUAUCAGAUAAUAUAUAUGAUGUGUAUUUUAGGACAAUAUACUUUGAACCAAACUCCUAGUUAUUAUGUCAGUGACUUCUUAUUUAAAAGGAAGUGGGCAGAAUUGCACAUCAUUGGUUAAAGUUACAACACAAUGCAACCUUCCCCCCUUUUUUUGCGUCAGCCUUCUUUUCCCACUUGAGAUCAUUAUAUGAUUAGCUCUUGCAUAUCUUUGGUUCUAAAUUUAUUCAGUUGUUAUUUCAGACUACUGAAGUUCUUCAAAAGGAAACAAUAUAUUUAAUUCAGUAAUGUAACAUAGCAUGUUUUGAUGUGUUUAGCUUUAUAAAUACAACCCGAAGAGAAUGAAAUUAAAAAAUAAUAACCAAUCAGCUAGUUUCUUACCAUA